Molecule: messenger RNA, 1018 nt
Organism: Cicer arietinum (chickpea)
Lineage: Eukaryota; Viridiplantae; Streptophyta; Magnoliopsida; Fabales; Fabaceae
Source: RefSeq, a predicted model, not a curated record
AUUUGAUGGUUUGGUAGAUAGAAACAACUGAGUAAUUAACAAAAAAAGCAUUUUGCUUUGCUUGCUUCAACACUUCAACCACCUAACCACUCCUUUGACAGAAGCAGAACCACUCAGUAUCAAUGGGUAGAGCCGCUCCGAUAAUAACGGCGGUGGUCUUCUUAGCCGUCGGAGUUAUAUUCUCACCGGAGACAUUCGGAUCAAAAUCAACCGCUAUCUCAACCUACCUCAAACUAGCUCACCUCCUCGGUUUCUCCAUCGCUUUCGGCGCGGCUCUAUGGGUAACAUUUAUCGGUGGGAUCAUUAUGUUUAAGAAUUUGCCUAGGCAUCAGUUUGGUAAUUUGCAGAGCAAGAUGUUUCCGGCUUAUUUUUCAAUGGUUGGUGUUUGUAUCGCCGUUGCAGUGGCUUCCUUUGGUUACCUUCACCCGUGGAAAACUUCAUCCACAACUGAAAAAUACCAACUUGGCUUCUUGCUUUCUUCCCUUGCUUUCAAUCUUGCUAAUUUAUUCGUCUUUACGCCGAUGACCAUUGAGUUGAUGAAACAAAGGCAUAAAGUGGAGAGAGAGAAUAGCAUCGGAGAGGAAGUUGGGUGGUCAAAAAAUGUUGAAGUUGCAAAGAAAAACCCAAAGCUUGCAGCGAUGAACAAGAAGUUUGGUAUGAUUCAUGGAUUAUCUUCCCUUGCCAAUAUCAUGUCAUUUGGAAGUCUUGCGAUACACUCUUGGUAUUUGGCAGGUAAAAUUGAUCUCUGAUUCAGUUUUUGCCUCCCAUUUUAUAGAGAUGGUUGAGCACCUUGUAUUCCCUUUGUCUACAAAUUACUUAGUUCUUGCCAUGUAGAAGAAGUAUAGAAUGUAUGUGCAAUUUGUGAAAUGUACUAGCAAAGCAUUACACGGUGUUGGUUUACCGAGAGUAUCUUGUGUCUUGCCGUGCAAACAUAAUGUAAUCACCUUAAUUGACAUGAAUAAAAUAAGAAGUCUCUGUACCUUUCUGUAGUCAGAGGUAACAAACAUUAUGGUAUAAA